AUGAAUAAAGAAAAAUGUAAACUUGUCGAAAAGUCUACUAGAACUCAAAGCAACUCAGGUAUUUGGUACGAAAUGCGGUAUGGACGUGUGACCGCAUCGAAAGCCCACGAAGCUGCACAGUGUCACACAUAUGAUGGUACUCUUGUAGAGGAAAUAUUUGGCACCAAAUUUGUAGUCGAAACCGAAGCUAUGAAAAGAGGGAAGGUGUUAGAAAAUAGUGUCAAGAAAGAAGUGGAGAAACAAAAACAAUUCCAUCCAACCCUCCGGACUUUUUCUUGA
Parnassius apollo (apollo) is the source of this 279-nucleotide messenger RNA. NCBI's taxonomy places the organism in Eukaryota, Metazoa, Arthropoda, Insecta, Lepidoptera, Papilionidae. The record is from the annotation of a GenBank genome assembly.